Durusdinium trenchii is the source of this 1139-nucleotide messenger RNA. NCBI's taxonomy places the organism in Eukaryota, Dinophyceae, Suessiales, Symbiodiniaceae. The record is from the annotation of a GenBank genome assembly.
CCAGGUGCACCAGAUUGACGACUACCUUCCGAUGUACUGGCCUGGCUACGGCAAAGAGAUCUAUCAUCACAUCUUCUGUCCGAUUACGGACCACAAGGUCCUUUUUGCUUUGGUGGAAAAGGCCUUUGCCAAGAUGUGUGGAUCUUAUGCAAACUUGAAGAGUGGUAUGUGUUACACAGCCUGGGCUCACCUCACGGGUUGCUGUGAAUGCGAGCAAUUCCGCACCUCACGUGAGAAGCCGCUGCACUGGGUGGUCACGGCCGAGAAGGGCAUCGCGGUGCGCGGCCGAGCCGAGCGAUGUAGCCCCCGUCUGGGUCGUUUGAGGUCGGGAGCUCGCUUUGAGGAAGUGGAGCGAUCCUUCAGCUGGAUCAAGUUCAAGAAGUUGGAGGGUGAUGGACCUGAUGAGGGUUAUCUCUUCUAUUACGAACAUGGUCAAAGAGUGGCGCAGCGAAGCACACCUUUGAAGAUUCAAAAGAUUGAAUAUCAAAUCGUCGACAAUCCUCGCGAUGACGACGUGGAGCAUUCCGAUGCCUUCAAGGUGAUUUCGACGGUGGACAUGGACUUGGAAGAGUACUGGAAGACUCUCUUGGCUUAUGAUCAAGCCAACUAUUUGAUGGGAACACACAUGACUGACCUCAAUGAUGAGAUGCCCUGUGGACUUGUGCCUGGCCAUGCCUACAGCGUCUUGAGCGUCGUCGAAGUGGAAGGACUCCGCCUGGUCCGAUGUCGAAACCCCUGGGGCAACACCGAGUGGAAUGGUCCUUGGAGCGAUCGCUGCGAUGAAUGGAUGGCGAAUCCAACGAUUGCGGAAGCUCUCAACGUGGAUUUACAAUAUGAAGGCUCCUUCUGGAUGGACUUUGAGGAUUGGGUCUACAUCAUGGGCGAGAUGCGCGUCACCAAGAAGAGCAUGCCUGGAAAGCGUGGAGCGUUGGACAUUCCCGUGCUGGACGAUUGAGUUUCCGCGCAGGGCACGCAGGGCACGGCGGCACGGCGCGUUUUUACGCGCCCGCAUAGGUGUAGUAUGUGUGAAGCUUCCGAUGGAGAAGCUGUGGCCCACCACUACGAGCUGCCAAAAAGGCAGCGCAAUGGUGGUGGAUGUUUCAUUGGAGACGUUUCGAGCACAAAGUGGCCUCCAAAAA